This is a messenger RNA of Mesoplodon densirostris (Blainville's beaked whale), 5699 nucleotides long. It is a transcript of the gene KIF27, whose product is annotated as kinesin family member 27. Gene Ontology annotation, biological process: microtubule-based movement; mitotic spindle organization. NCBI's taxonomy places the organism in Eukaryota, Metazoa, Chordata, Mammalia, Artiodactyla, Ziphiidae. The coding region runs from base 360 to 4544 and encodes 1394 amino acids. The record is from RefSeq and is a predicted model, not a curated record. Gene Ontology annotation, molecular function: microtubule binding; ATP binding; microtubule motor activity. The transcript has 19 exons.
AACCCGCGACAACAAAAGGCGCGGGCUGCGACGGUAGCUACGGCGCGGCGUUGUGAAGUGAAGGCGAAGAGUCCUACGCUGCGCUGCGCUAGCCGCGGGAGACUGGGGUUUCUCAAACCGCUGCAGUAUCUGAAGAGGGAUAGAAAGGCCCACCUUCCUUGGGGGUUUCAUUUUGUCACAGGCCUCCUUUUUCCAUUGCGGAUGUUGAAACUUCGGUGCAUUCUGAGUUCUGCGGGGGUCCGGAAGUCUGAAAGACCCCUCCCUUAGAGCAGGGUCCAGAUCUUAACGUAAAAUGGAUGUUUCUCACACUAGAUACUGAAUAUUAAGUAGAAAAUCUAUUUAGUAAAAUCUAAGCUGCCAUGGAAGAAAUAUCAGUAAAAGUUGCUGUAAGAAUUAGACCUCUGCUGUGCAAAGAAGUUCUUCAUAAUCAUCAAGCUUGUGUGAGAGUUAUUCCAAACACCCAACAAGUUAUCAUUGGGAGAGAUAGAGUCUUUACUUUUGAUUUUGUUUUUGGCAAAAAUUCCACUCAAGAUGAAGUUUAUAAUACCUGUAUAAAGCCACUAGUGUUAUCACUCAUUGAGGGCUAUAAUGCAACCGUUUUUGCCUAUGGACAGACUGGAUCUGGGAAGACAUACACCAUUGGAGGAGGCCAUGUUGCUUCAGUUAUGGAGGGUCAAAAAGGUAUCAUUCCUCGUGCUAUCCAAGAAAUAUUUCAAAACGUCUCUGAAAAUCUUAGCAUUGACUCUAAGAUAAAAGUGUCUUAUAUAGAAGUAUACAAAGAAGACCUAAGAGAUCUUCUAGAAUUGGAGACAUCUAUGAAGGAUCUUCACAUCCGAGAAGAUGAAAAGGGAAACACAGUGAUUGUUGGGGCCAAGGAAUGCCAGGUGGAGACUGCAGAUGAAGUGAUGAGUCUCCUGGAGAUGGGGAAUGCAGCCAGGCAUACAGAUACCACCCAAAUGAACGAGCAUUCCAGUAGGUCACAUGCGAUUUUCACAAUCAGCCUUCGUCAAGUGGCGAAAAAUAAAGAGGCAGCUGAAGAUGGAUCGUGGUAUUCCCAUCAGCAUAUUGUCUCAAAGUUCCACUUUGUGGAUUUGGCUGGAUCAGAAAGAGUAACCAAAACAGGGAAUACUGGUGAACGGUUCAAAGAAUCCAUUCAAAUCAACAGUGGCUUGCUGGCUUUAGGAAACGUAAUAAGCGCUCUUGGGGACCCACGCAGGAAGGGUUCACAUAUUCCAUACAGGGAUGCUAAAAUUACCCGGCUUCUGAAAGAUUCCCUGGGAGGCAGUGCCAAGACCGUCAUGAUCACCUGUGUCAGCCCAUCCUCCUCGGAUUUUGACGAGUCCUUAAAUUCUCUCAAAUAUGCCAACAGAGCACGCAAUAUCAGAAACAAACCCACCUUAAACUUCAGCCCCGAGUCAGACCGUAUGGGCGAAAUGGAAUUUGAGAUGAAGUUGCUUCGAGAAGCUUUGCAAAGCCAGCAGGCUAGUAGCAGCCAAACUAGCCAGAUCCAUCGGGAGGGGACUCCUGAUAAAAAUAGGAUCCAUUCUCUUGAGGAGCAAGUUGCUCAGCUACAAGGAGAAUGUUUGGGUUACCAAAAUUGUUUAGAGGAAGCCUUUACCUUCCUGGUGGACUUAAAAGAUUCUGUCAGACUAAACCAGAAUCAGCAACACAAACUGCAGGAGUGGCUUAACGUGACCCAGGAGGUCACUUCAUUCAGAGGACACCAAGGCAUUGGAAACCUGGAAGAAGGACCACAGCAUAUUACCGUUCUCCAGCUGAAGCGAGAGCUUAAGAAAUGCCAGUGUGCUCUUGCUGCUGAUGAAGUAGUAUUUAAUCAGAAGGACCUGGAAGUGAAGGAACUAAAGAAUCAAAUGCAAAUGAUGAUGCAGGAAAACAAAGGACAUGUUAUAUCUUUGAAAGAAGCGCAAAAAGUGAAUAAGUUGCAGAAUGAAAAAAUAAUAGAACAACAACUUCUUGUGGAUCAACUGAGUGAAGAACUAACAAAACUUAACCUGUCAAUGACUUCCUCAGUUAAGGAAACUUGUGGAGAUGGGCCAGAUGCCAGGAUACCUGAAAAGAGACCAUAUACUGUACCAUUUGAUACCCGUUUGGGGCGUUAUAUUUAUAUUCCAGGAAGAUCAGAUUCCAGGAAGGUCUACACAAGUCCUUCUGUAUACUCUCUGGAUCGACUAGUUGCCGGAUUUCGAACACGAAGUCAGAUGCUGCUGGGUCACUUAGAAGAGCAGGAUGAAGUCCUCCACUGCCAGUUUUCUGAUAGCAGUGACGAUGAGUCAGAAGGCCAAGAGAAAUCUGAAAUUAGACAUAAAGGUUGCUCGUGGAUUCAAAAGCCAGGCUCUGUUUGUUCUCUUGUUGAAUUGAAUGAUAUUCAGGAUCAAACACAAAAGUCAAGAUUGGAGAAUGAAGGUUUAAAGAUUGAAUGUCUCCAGGAGAGUCAAGAGUUGAAUUUGCAAAAAUUAAGGAAUUCAGAACUCAUACUUACUGAAGCUAAACGGAAAAUGAGGGAACUUACUAUCAACAUCAAGAUGAAGGAAGAUCUAAGUAAAGAAUUAAUUAAAACAGGUAAUGAUGUCAAGUCCGUAAGCAAACAGUAUUCUCUGAAAGUAACAAAACUUGAACAUGAAGCAGAACAGGCGAAAGUGGAAUUAACUGAAAUGCAAAAGCAGCUAGAGGAACUGGAAAACAAAGAUCUUUCUGACGUUGCUUUGAAGGUAAAAUUACAGAAGGAAUUUCGUAAAAAGAUGGAUGCUGCGAAGCUAAGAGUCCAGGUCUUACAGAAGAAGCAACAAAAUAGUAAGAAAUUGGCAUCACUGUCGAUCCAAAAUGAGAAACGUGCUAAUGAACUAGAGCAGAAUGUAGAUCACAUGAAACAUCAAAAGGUACAGCUGCAAAAAAGACUUCAAGAAGAAAAUGAGAAAAGGAAGCAACUGGAUGCAGAAAUUCAGCGGGGUCAACAAAAAAUCAAAGAACUACAGUUAAAAACAGAACAGGAAGAAGGUCUAAAACUGAAAGCUGAGGACCUUGAUGCAUUUAAGAUGAAGAGGAGAAAAGGUUCAUUUGGAAGUAUAGACCAACUCCAGAAAUUGGAUGAGCAAAAGAAAUGGUUAGACGAAGAAGUAGAGAAAGUUCUGAACCAACGCCAAGAAUUAGAGGAGAUGGAAGAAGACUUAAAGAAACGGGAGGCCAUAGUUUGUAAGAAGGAGGCCCUGUUACAGGAGAAGAGCCAUCUGGAAAAUAAGAAGUUACGAUCUAGUCAGGCUUUAAACACAGAUAGUUUGAAAAUAUCAACUCGCCUGAGCUUGUUGGACCAAGAGUUGUCUGAAAAGAAUGUGCAGCUUCAGAGCAGCACAGCUGAGGAGAAAAUAAAGAUUUCAGAACAAGUUCAAGCCCUCCAGAAAGAAAAGGAUCAGCUACAGAGACGAAGAAACAGCGUGGAUGAGAAACUUAAAAAUGGUAGUGUGUUAUCACCUGAAGAAGAACAUGUUCUUUUCCAACUUGAAGAAGGGAUUGAAGCUUUGGAAACUGCAAUUGAAUACAAGAACGAACGUAUCCAGAGUCGCCAGAACUCGCUCAGAGCUUCAUUUCAAAAUCUCUCUCAUAGUGAAGCAAAUGUCUUAGAAAAACUAAUCUGCCUGAGUCCUGUUGAGAUUAGAGCUAUUCUUUUCAGAUAUUUCAAUAAGGUGGUUAAUCUGCGAGAAGCUGAACGGAAACUACAGUUACAGAAUGAAGAAAUUAAAAUAAAAGUUCUGGAACAGGAUAAUGUGGUUCGUGAGUUGGAAUCUACACUGGAACAUCUGAAAUUGCAGUGUGACCGGAGACUGACCCUUCAGCAAAAGGAACACGAGCAAAAAAUGCAGCUUCUGUUACAUCAUUUCAAAGAGCAAGACGGGGAAGGCAUUGUGGAAACUUUAAAAAAUUAUGGAGAUAAAAUCCAGCAGCUGGAAAGAGAGUGUUAUUUCUAUAAGAAAACCAGCAGAGAUCUUAAGAAGAAACUUAAGGAAUUGGUAGGGGAAGCAAUUCGGCGACAACUAGUACCAUCAGAAAAUCAUGAUGCUGGAAAUGGAGUACAGAACCCAGAAGAAGCAGGCAUGGUUUCAGAAGAAUUAAAAUGGGCAUCCAGAACUGAAAGUAUAAAAUUAAGUGGAAGGGAAAGACAAUUAGACAGUUCCACAAGCUUAAGAACACAACCAAAUCCUCUGAAGUUCUGGGAAGAAGGCCCAGAAUUACCACCAAUUUAUAGCUCUUUAGCACCCACUAGUGGGCAUUUGUUAAGCAAUGAGGCCAAAACAGAAAGGGAUGACAAUCAGUUUACAAAAUCUCACAGUCGACCAACACCCCAAAUUCAGCCAGGAGGAAAUGUGGCACAGUUGCAUAGUGUCACGCCUGUAAAGUUGUGUCGCAAAGAGUUACGUCAGAUUUCUGCCUUGGAGCUGUCGUUACGAAGUUCCAGUCUUGGAGUUGGGGUUGGAUCUAUGACUGCUGAUUCCAUUGAAGUAGCUAGGAGAACGAGUGACUUAAAAACUUAGGCAUUUAAUAAGAAAACUUUUAAUUUACUAGGUGGGUAAGAUUCCUUUUUCUAAUCUGUUAGAAAUUAAAGCUUAAGCUCACUGGCUGUUCCCUCAGGAUAAAAGAAGAAGGGGAGGAAGUAAUCCCUAAUCCUUUUGUAUACCAUGGAUAUGUAUAUCCAUGUAUAUAUGUAUAUUUGAGGAGUUUUAAUUUGUAUUUCCAUAAUAACCAAACACAUGCUUUAUCAAGUAAUGGAACAUUUAAAUGUUUCCACUUCUAAAUUUGCUUAAAAUUUUUUCCAGGCAUAUUUGAAGAACAAAACUAAGAGUAGAAUAAUAAACUAAAAUAUCCAUCAAAUGUAUAUUAUUAUAAUAUAAAAGUAUAUUAUUAUAUUAUAAAAGUAUGUUAUAAUACAAUAAUUAUAAUAUAAAUUUAUAUUGUUAUUCUCAAAUACAAGUAUAUUUUGUUAUUUUUUAAAAAAACAGUUAAAUAUUGCUUAUACCAGAGAGAGAGUCACCUGCUGCAUAUGUUUUGGCUGAAACAGCUGAAAAUUUGUGCCAGAAUGCACUCUAUGGGCUAAGGCAACUGGCUAGGUUUAGGGAUUAAGAUUAAUUUAUGGUCCUCAGAGGCUGAGUGAUCAUUCUUGACUUUUAAAACAUGGUCUCUGCUCUUUUUUUCUGGAAUUGCUUUUAGAGUAUUAUAUUAUUGGUUUGCUAAUAUUAUGGAAUAUAGGUUUAUCAUCUCUCUCCUGCCCUAUCUAUUCAGCAUAUCUCUCAUUAUGCUACUAAAAUUGGGAGAAAUGAAUACAGUUCCGUGGAAUAGGGAAACAAGGAUAGAAUAACACUAAAGUAUUCUAACACAUCAAGGAAAAGGUAUCUGAUCAUAUGGAGUACACCUGUAAAGCUUGAAAUCUAGCCAGAGGAUCUUUAGCUAAUAAAUUGAUGGGCUUAAUCUGAGAUUAUUUUCCUCUACAACCUGGUUAGUCAGGCCUGUACACAGGCCGCCCAGAUUGCACGGGGGUUGUAAAUAUGUAAAUGAAAUUUUUUCUUCAAGAUAUUUUUGGUCUAAAUCUUAUUAUAUAAUGUAAACCUCAGUUUGGAAUUAAAAACUAAACAUUGCUUUGUCCAACAAAUUUUUCAUCGUAUUUUUCAAUCACAGAAAACAUUUCAUUAUAA